Messenger RNA from Hansenula anomala, 1908 nucleotides. It is a transcript of the gene MET12, whose product is annotated as methylenetetrahydrofolate reductase (NAD(P)H) MET12. The transcript has 2 exons. Gene Ontology annotation, biological process: tetrahydrofolate interconversion. Lineage: Eukaryota; Fungi; Ascomycota; Saccharomycetes; Phaffomycetales; Wickerhamomycetaceae. The record is from RefSeq and is a predicted model, not a curated record. The coding region runs from base 1 to 1908 and encodes 635 amino acids. Gene Ontology annotation, cellular component: cytosol. Gene Ontology annotation, molecular function: methylenetetrahydrofolate reductase [NAD(P)H] activity; FAD binding.
AUGCCUACAAUAAGGGACAAGAUCCAAAACUUGAAAAAUGGCGAAGUAUUCUUAUCAUUGGAAUUUUUCCCACCAAAAACCGAAUCUGGUAUUCGUAACUUGUUGGCUCGUAUGGAGCGUAUGUCAGCUUUGAAUCCAUUAUUUGUCACAAUCACUUGGGGUGCUGGUGGCUCAACAUCUGAGAAAACCUUAUCAUUGGUUCAAACAUGUCAAAAAGAAUUGGACUUUACAACAUGUAUGCAUUUAACUUGUACAAAUACUGAUAAGUCAAUCAUUGAUAAUGCAUUGGCAAAAGCUAAACAAGCAGGUAUCAGAAAUAUAUUAGCUCUUAGGGGUGAUCCUCCAAGAGGUGAAGAAUAUUUCGUUCCAAAUGCUGCUGAUUUCCAAUAUGCAGUUGAUUUAGUGAAAUAUAUUAAACAACAAUAUGGUGAUUAUUUCAGUGUUGGUGUUGCUGCAUAUCCAGAAGGUCAUUGUGAAGGUGCUGAUAACUCUGAACAAGAUGUUAAUAAAGAUUUACCAUACCUAAAGGAAAAAGUUGAUGCAGGUGCUGAUUUCAUUAUUACUCAAUUAUUUUAUGAUGUUGAGAAAUUUUUGGAAUUCGAAAGUUUAGUUAGAACAAAUAUUAGUCAAGAUAUCCCAAUUUUGCCCGGUCUAAUGCCUAUAAACACUUAUCAAUUAUUUCAUAGAGCUGCCAAAUUAUCACAUGCUUCAAUUCCAACACAAAUCUUGAAUAGAUUCCCAGAAAAUAUUCAAAAUGAUGAUGAUAAAGUUAAAUCUGUUGGUGUUGAGAUUUUACGUGAUAUGAUUCAUGAGAUUUAUUCAAGAACAAAUGGAAGGAUUAAAGGUUUCCAUUUUUAUACAUUGAAUUUAGAGAAAUCAAUUGCUCAAAUUGUUGAGAAAUCAAGUUUAUUAAAUAGAGUUUUAGAGUAUAAUAAAGAUGAUGAAGAUGCAGUGAUGAGUGAUGAUGAAGAAAUACCAGUCAUUACCAAAAAGGAAAAAUCAAGAAGAAGUUCAAGUAUAAAUACUUCAAAUAAAGUUCUUGUUGAUAAGAUUAGAAAAGAUUCUCAAGAUUUUGAAGAUGUUAACAAUUUUAAAUUUGUUUCACCAAGUAAAAAAGAUAUUGUGGCAAUUUCAUCAGGUGAAGGUACUUUAGGUCGUGAUGCUACAUGGGAUGAUUUCCCAAAUGGUAGAUUUGGUGAUUCUAGAUCUCCAGCUUAUGGUGAAAUUGAUGGUUAUGGUCCAUCUUUAAAGAUUGCUACUAAGAGAGCUUAUGAAUUAUGGGGUUAUCCAGUUGAUGUCAAAGAUAUUUCUAAAGUAUUUAUCAAUUAUUUAGAAGGUACAAUUGAUGCAUUACCAUGGUCUGAAUUAGGAUUGAGUCCGGAAACUGCCAUUAUUCAAGAAGAGUUGAUUCAAUUAAACGAACGUGGGUUUUUAUCAUUAGCUUCACAACCUGCCACUGAUGGUGCUAAAAGCGAGGAUAAAAUAUUUGGAUGGGGACCAAAAGGUGGAUAUGUUUAUCAAAAGGCAUUUGUUGAAUUAUUUGUUAGUAAAGAAGAUUGGGAACAAAAAUUGAAACCAAAAGUUGAAUCAAAUUCUAAAAUUAGUUAUUAUAUUGGUGAUUCAAAAGGUUUUUUCAAAAGUUCUUUACCAAAAGGUUCAUCAAAUGCAGUGACUUGGGGUGUUUUCCCAGAUCGUGAAAUUUUGCAAACAACAAUCAUUGAAGAAGAAUCUUUUAAAGCAUGGAGAGAUGAAGCUUUUAGUAUUUGGUUAGAAUGGGCCAAGUUGUAUAAAAAAAACACUGCAACUUCCAAAUUGAUUCAUUCCAUCCAUGAUACUUAUUAUUUGGUUUCAUUUGUUUAUCAUGAUUAUCGUAAUGAAGCUGGAUUAUGGGAAUUGUUGUUGAGUUGA